This is a messenger RNA of Schistocerca cancellata (South American locust), 6566 nucleotides long. It is a transcript of the gene IleRS, whose product is annotated as isoleucine--tRNA ligase, cytoplasmic. Bases 434 to 4057 code for a protein of 1207 amino acids. Gene Ontology annotation, molecular function: tRNA binding; isoleucine-tRNA ligase activity; ATP binding. The record is from RefSeq and is a predicted model, not a curated record. The transcript has 25 exons. Gene Ontology annotation, biological process: isoleucyl-tRNA aminoacylation. Lineage: Eukaryota; Metazoa; Arthropoda; Insecta; Orthoptera; Acrididae.
AGUGUCUACCGGUGUACCCGUGUGGCGUGUACCGCACAUGUGUGAUGUUUGUGGAGUACGUGGUUGUGUACAUGUGAAUGUUUUGAAAAUGGAAAUGUAGUUGUCAACUGUCUUAAAUCCCAAAGUCAGAACAUUUCAUUUGCGCGUCGUGUGAAUGUGUGACUUUAUUGGAUGUAAAUUGACAUUCAACGAUCUUUCUAUUAAGCAUAAUGAGUGACGAAACUCUGGUAAUUGUGCCUGAGACUAUAAUUUUCCUGCUGAAGAGGAAAUUGUCUUAGCAUUCUGGAAAGACAAAAAUGUUUUCAAGAAUUGUUUGAUACAGUCAAAGGGAAAGCCAAGGUUCUCAUUUUAUGAUGGACCACCAUUUGCCACAGGUCUUCCACACUAUGGUCACAUUCUAGCAGGGACAGUGAAAGAUAUAGUAACCCGUUUUAUGCACCAGUGUGGUUUUCAUGUUGAACGGAGGUUUGGCUGGGACUGCCAUGGCUUACCUGUAGAAUUUGAGAUUGAUAACAAGCUUGGAAUAAAAGGGCCAGAUGAUGUAGCGAAAUUGGGUAUUGCCAAUUACAAUGCAGAAUGUCGAACUAUAGUAAUGCGAUACGCUACUCAGUGGCAGGAGAUUGUAACUCGUAUGGGGAGAUGGAUAGAUUUUGAAAAUGAUUACAAAACUAUGUAUCCUGCUUAUAUGGAGUCUGUGUGGUGGGUGUUCACAGAAUUGUUUAACAAAGGUCUAGUGUACAAGGGAGUUAAAGUCAUGCCCUUCUCAACUGCAUGCAAUACUCCAUUGUCUAAUUUUGAAUCGGGCCAAAAUUACAAACAGGUGCAAGAUCCUGCAGUUAUUGUUAGUUUUCCAUUGGUUGAUGAACCUGAUGUUUCCUUGAUUGCUUGGACUACUACCCCAUGGACUCUCCCUAGCAAUAUGCUACUGUGUGUAAAUGCAAAAAAAGUUUAUGUGAAAGUGAAAGACAAGAAGAGAGAGUCUGUCUUUAUCCUCAUGAAAGCUAGACUUGAAUCUUUAUACAAGAAGAAAGAUCAGUAUACAAUAUUAGAAGAAUUUGAAGGAUGUGUUUUAAAGGGGAGACAAUACAAGCCACUUUUUAAGUACUUUCUUAAUUAUGAAUCGAGAGGAGCUUUCCGUGUCCAGACAGAUGACUAUGUGACAGAAGAAUCUGGUACAGGUGUUGUUCAUCAGGCUCCAUUUUUCGGGGAAGAUGAUUACCGUAUUAGUUUAGCCGCUGGUGUUCUCACCCGUGAUGAAAAUUUAAUGUGCCCAGUUGAUGAAAGUGGCUGCUUUGUUGAUCCUGUUGUAGAUUUUAAAGGCCAGUAUGUGAAGGAUGCAGAUAAAAAUAUUAUAAAAUGGGUGAAAGAGGCUGGCCGUCUCGUUGACAACUCAACAACUGUGCAUCAGUACCCAUUCUGUUGGCGCUCAGAUACACCUCUUAUCUACAAGUGUGUGCCAUCUUGGUUUAUCCGUGUGCAGGAAAUGACUGAAAACCUCUUGAAAUGUGUGCGAGAUACCUACUGGGUUCCAGACUUUGUUAAAGAAAAAAGAUUUGGUAACUGGUUGAAAGAUGCUAGAGACUGGGCUAUAAGCAGAAAUCGUUAUUGGGGGACUCCUAUACCUCUUUGGGUUUCUGAGGAUGGUGUUGAGGUUGUGUCCAUAGGAAGCAUUGCAGAACUGCAACAGAAGAGUGGCCAGAAAAUUUCAGAUAUACACCGUGAAAGCAUUGAUCAUAUAACAAUACCAUCAAAGCGGCCAGGCUGCCCUCCUCUGAAGAGAGUCCCAGAAGUAUUUGACUGCUGGUUUGAAUCUGGAUCAAUGCCAUAUGCUCAGUUACAUUAUCCAUUUGAAAACAAACAAAAGUUUAAGGAUAGUUUCCCAGCUGAUUUUAUUGCUGAAGGCAUAGACCAAACGAGAGGCUGGUUUUAUACUCUCUUGGUGAUUUCAACAUUAUUAUUUAAUAAACCAGCUUACAAGAAUUUAAUUGCAAAUGGCCUUGUAUUGGCAGAAGAUGGCCAGAAGAUGUCAAAAAGGAAAAAGAAUUACCCAGACCCUAUGAAGAUUGCCAACGCCUUAGGAGCUGAUGCACUAAGAUUGUAUCUGAUCAAUUCCCCUGUGGUCAGAGCUGAAAAUCUCAGAUUCAAAGAACAGGGUGUCAGAGAUCUGCACAAAGACGUUUUUCUUCCGUGGUACAAUGCAUACCGUUUCCUUAUCCAAAAUAUUGUUAAGCUCAAAGGUGAAGGUGUGGACUUAAAAUUUGAUCCAGAUGAGAGAGUGGAAGAGUCUUCAACAAAUAUAAUGGAUAGAUGGAUUCUAUCUUUCACAUAUUCAUUAAUCAAGUUUGUGAAAAACGAAAUGGAGCACUAUAGGCUUUAUACAGUUGUUCCUCGCCUCAUCAAGUUCAUUGAUAAUUUGACCAACUGGUAUGUGCGUAUGAACAGGAAACGACUAAAGGGAGCUUUUGGAGUAGACGACUGUACAGGUGCCUUGAAUGUGCUCUUCACUGUCCUUUUGCUGAUGGUUAGAGUAAUGGCACCAUUUACACCAUUCAUUACAGAAACAAUGUACCAAAAUUUAAGACGGGCACUAAAGAAACAGAACUUUGAAGGCUGUGAUAAUACAGAAAGUGUACAUUAUCUUCCUUUUCCCAAAGUGAGAGAAACCUGCAUUGAUAGUGAUGUAGAAAAAACUGUUGCAAGAAUGCAAACUGUAAUAGACUUGGGCCGUGUAAUACGUGAUAGGAAGACAGUUCCAGUGAAGUACCCACUGCCUAGCAUGAUAAUAAUACACCCAGAUGAAAAGUGCAUAACAGAUCUGAUGCGUCUGAGGAGGUACAUUGCUGAGGAGCUCAAUGUUCGCCACGUGACCUUGACAACUGAUAUGGCUGGCUAUGGAGUAGUGAGAAAGGCUGAGCCUAAUUACAAGGAACUGGGAGUCCGUUUCAAGAGUGAAUUGAAGACAAUCACAGAAGCAGUAAAGGACUUCUCAGAAGAUGACAUUCAAAAGUUCAUUGAAAAUGGCCAUGUCACUCUUUUCGGUCACAGACUGGAAUCAUCUGAUAUUGUUAUAAAACACCACUUUGAUGUAGUGAGAACAAAGACUGGAAAAGGAAAAUUUGAAGGAGACAGCCAAGACAAUAUUAUAGUCCUGUUGGAUAUGGAGGCAGGAAAGGAUCUCCAAGAAGAGGGACUGGCUCGUGAAAUAGUAAAUAGAGUUCAAAAAGUGCGUAAGAAUGCGGGGCUGUUGCCAAUGGAUGAAAUUGUUAUUUAUUAUGAUGUAAAGCCUCCUAAAAGUGAACUCAGUAGUGUUGCUGAGCACUACAGUGAAUAUAUAUAUGGCACUCUCAAAAUGCCGUUCAGGCACCUUAACAGUAUUCCAGCGGAUGCUGAUAUUAUAAAGGAACAAACUUUCCAGGUGAAAGAUGCCGAACUGCAAGUAGCUUUGGUAUCAUGCAACAGAAGGCCCAAACCUGAUAUUCAGAGGAAUGAGGAACCCUUCUGCAGGUAUACAAAUGUGAUUCUGAAUACAAAUGGACCGACGAAGUAUGGCACAGUGUUGCUUGAGAAUCCUGUUGGAAAAGUCAUCUCAUUUCAUGAAAUUGUUCAACAGGUAAAAGUACUGUUCUCUCUGGAUGAUGAAUUCAAGUUACAUUUGCCUGGUGUCGGUGAUCUGGACUGUGUGAAUGAUGUCACAGAAUUACAUACGAGGACACUGUUGAUUAAUCAACCAGGAGGAAAAGCCAAUACUGCUAAUUUUCUGAAAGAAGAUAUAUCUGUACGGUAUGCAAAUGUGGAAUACAUUUUGAAUGACAGAUGUGAAAGGGGAACUGUUCUUUUAGAAAAUCCUAACAAUUCUGUUCUGAAAUUAGAUGAAUUUGUUAAUGAGCUUACAGAGUUAUUUGACCUGUCUGGGUACUAUACAUUAUCAUCACCUGUCAAAAUUUCUCUGAAACAAGAAGAAAAUGCAGCAUUAUUCCACAAGAAGACACUAUUUUUGUACCCGAAUGGAAACUCCAAUAUCGCCAGAGUACAGUCUCCUGGUGAAAACAGAAGCUGAUACUAAAAUGCUACAUUAUCAUCAAGUUGAAGUAAAAAUGGGGCUCAGUUAAUGUGAAGUUUUGCACUACCAUCACUCGGAAGAUCAUUUACACUAGAAACCUCUUCCACCAUUAUCCAGGAUCACCACUCCCUACAAAAUUGUUUGUGCGUUUCGUAGCAUUAAAUGGUUUUCUUUAUAACAUUGAAGGACAUUUAAUAAAAUUUGACAGUAGCAUCAGACAAUUACAAAGUGAGAGAGAAAAUCAUUGCAAAGAACAGCACAUCUGUAAGCAGUUGAAAGUAAGCAUCAGCAGAGUUCUAUUGUAAUAAUGUGAAGUCUCAGCGUAGCUAAAGACUGUUAACAACUGCAAAAUUCCUGUCAUGUCACUACAAUUUAGCCAAAGUGCAUCCCAAUAAAAUAAAUAGUGUGAAAGUAUGUGAUAUUGCAUAGUAGCAAUUAUUAUAUGGGAUUAGGGUAAGAAACUAACUGAUCAGCCAUAUUACAUAUCUCAGUCUGUUUUAUAUGAGUGUGAUUAUUCCAGAUGGGUGAUUCAUACUCUGCAGUUUAGCAGCCCAGAUCAAGGGUGAGAAGCUGAGAACAUCCCAAGUACUACUAAUAAACUUACAGAUCACAUUCUGGUGACAGAUUAAGCUUUAUUCUGCAGUACCGAGAGUGCCAUUGUGAGAGACUAUCUCAUCACUCAAUGUUAUAUUCUCCUUGCUGUUGGUUUAUAUUCCAAAUUUGCCAAGUUUCAAAGUUUUCAAAUACUGUUGAUGCAAAAAUUUUAGCUUGCACAACAACACUUUAUCUGACCAGUUGGUUGUUUGUCACUGCCAAAUGAAAGAACAUUUUCCCUAGUUUCUGCACUGACUAAUUUUGUUCUUUAUGGUGACAUUUCUUUUGUUUGUGGUAGCAUAUAACUAUCUGCUCAAUUCAAUGGGUCUGAGAUGUGGACAACCUGAGCUUGAUUCGUUAUACUGAUUUUUCUCCUCUCCUCUCUCUCCCCUUAGUGGGAGGGCUACAACAGGGGUGCACUCAGCUUGGUGAGGGCAACUGAAGAUCUACAUCUGUGAGGUGGUGGCUCAAAGGUAUACAGUUUCCAAACAAAUUUUCUGUGAGUGACAAACUCAUAUGCAGCCAUGUCUAAUAUAACAAGCUCCAUUCCAGACCUUGAAAACCAAAAUGUCAUCCUCUACCUUGCAGCAUCAUGGGGAUGUGGUAUUUAGUGACAUGUGAUCAGCACACCACUCUCCUGGUCAUUUUGCAGACUUUACAGACCGAGGUGCCGCUACUACUGAGUCAACUAGCUCCUGAGUUGGUGUCCUGAGGCAGAGUGAACCGCUUACCAGUCCUCUCACCAAGGAAAAAUCCUUGGCAGUACCAGGAAUCAAACCCAGAACUUCCACAUGGCAGCCAUCUACACUGAAAUGAAAUCUGACUGUCUAUGACAUGACCCAUCUCAAAUCUGUCAGGUCCGGUUAAAUAUCUGAUCAGAACACAACCUCUGUAGAUGGAAUGCACACAGUUCCUUUAUAAAUGUCUGGUCAGAAUGCAGACAUAUGGUUCUCUCUCUUAUGAAAUGAUAACAUUUUUGAAAACAAGUUUAUGAUACAUUAUUCAAUUUAUUCCACUGUUAAUUUUCCAAGUGGUUCCACAAUACAAUGGCAUGUAAAUAUAUUAAUUUUAAAAACACACGAUUAAUUGAUUUGUAAUCAUAUUAGACAAAUCAGAAGCACUUUAACACAUCUCCAUCUAACUCGGAACAAUGUGCCAGAUGUUUGACAGUAUGGUUGUAUGCAUUAACUAUAUAAAAAGGAAUGCAAAUGUUAGGGAAUAAGAACAACAUAACUUGUAUGUUACUAUGUAACACAUGUGAAUUCAAUGCUGAAACGACCCAUAAGUGACUUUAUAAGGUACACUGAUUGAUCGAUGCAUGUAAAUAUGUUCAAAGUAAUACACAGCAUAUAUGCUAUCUGUGAGGUAACAUGUAUAGGGAAUGGUCAGAAUUCUUUAUUCAGCAUCAGUUCUGUAACAACAUAUAUUGUAAAAAUAUUUAACAUUAUAUAAUUCACACACGAAAUUUAAGAGCAUCUUGGGGAAGAAAUUUAUGAAACUGAGACCCAGACAUUCUGUCUUUGUUGUCAUAAUAUUAGUUGGUAACUUUUGCCCUCUUAAAACAUAUAGGUCAUGGUACAAAUAUGUUUUACAUUAUAAUCUAUGAAAAUACCAUCACAUUUAUCUUCACAUUUUUUUAAUGAAUAAAAAACAAAGUGUCAUAUAAAAAUGUGUUCCCAUGAUACUCUUACAUUAUUGUAAGAAUUAUAUUUAAAAAUAUCUAAUAAAAUAUAUAUUUUGUCCUGAAAUUGAUACUCAAUAAAGAAUUCUGUCAAAACCUUAGUUUAUACUAAAAGAUCAAUGCAUCAUCUCUUAGAUAGGUAUUUAUUAUUGUAAACAUCUUUGCACUUGUGUUUUAUUUGUCUUGCCUCGUGCACUAAGGUGUGUCGAGUAAAAAAUGUUUCUAAAUGUA